This is a messenger RNA of Xyrichtys novacula (pearly razorfish), 363 nucleotides long. The record is from the annotation of a GenBank genome assembly. NCBI's taxonomy places the organism in Eukaryota, Metazoa, Chordata, Actinopteri, Labriformes, Labridae.
AUGACUUACCGGGAAAUCGUGGCCAACCCCGUGCAGGCCCGGUUCAACACCAUUCACGGCAAGGCACGGAACAUUAUCGAGCGGGCCUUCCGAAUGAUGAAGGCUCGUUGGCGGUCCAUCUUCCUCAGGGCCCUUGAGGUGAAGCCAGCAUUUGCAUCGGAGGUGGUCACCUGUUGUGCCAUCCUCCACAACAUCUGCAUGGACAACGGUGACCUCUUCGAGGCCGAGCCUCCCCCUGAGGAAGAUGGACCGCCUCCCUGUUCUGAUGCGGCUUUAGGGGAAAACCUGCGGGACCGACUGGCUGCAGCAGUGUCUGCCCCAGAGGUUGUGGUUGCUGUCCUCCAGGACCAUGAUUAUUGUUGA